GGCUUAUUUUUCUCCAAUAAAUUUUCUUAUCUUUAUUUUCUAUUUCCCGCACGGGUCUGGGGUUCGUCCUUCCCCUCCCCCUCUCUCUCCUCUCUCGAAUCGAAUAAGCCAAUAUUUUUUUGCCUGCAAUUGUGAACUUCAAAGUCUGCAAUGGCCUCCAAGAGGAUCCAGAAGGAACUUAAGGAUUUGCAGAAGGACCCUCCUGCUUCUUGCAGUGCUGGACCUGUUGGUGAGGAUAUGUUUCACUGGCAAGCUACCAUAAUGGGCCCGUCUGAAAGCCCUUUUUCGGGUGGUGUUUUUCUUGUGUCUAUUCAUUUCCCUCCAGAUUAUCCUUUCAAGCCCCCUAAGGUCUCCUUCAAAACCAAAGUUUUCCACCCAAACAUAAACAGCAAUGGUAGCAUUUGUCUUGAUAUCCUCAAAGAGCAGUGGAGUCCUGCACUUACUAUAUCUAAGGUACUGCUGUCUAUUUGCUCCUUGCUGACUGAUCCAAAUCCAGAUGAUCCUCUCGUACCUGAGAUCGCUCACAUGUACAAGACUGAUAGAGCGAAAUAUGAGACCACUGCUCGGUCCUGGACCCAGAAAUAUGCCAUGGGUUGAAUGCAUAUUGAGGAUGCAACAUUUUAUGCUAGUAGUAAAUAAAUAGGAAAAGAAAAAAAUCCCCAGAACUUUUGGGCUUUCUGUUUGUUUGUUCUCAAGGGAUUUGAAGUAUUGUCUUGAUUUGAACGUGUUUCUUCUAUUAUAGAGGUUUUAUCGAAUGUCAGAAUAUAAUUUACUAUAUUUUAUGUUAAUUAAUUCAUAUGUCCUGGGUGGGGCAUGCGACGGCA
Molecule: messenger RNA, 824 nt
Organism: Coffea eugenioides
Lineage: Eukaryota; Viridiplantae; Streptophyta; Magnoliopsida; Gentianales; Rubiaceae
Product: ubiquitin-conjugating enzyme E2-17 kDa
Exons: 5
Coding region: 151-597 (148 amino acids)
Biological process (GO): protein polyubiquitination
Cellular component (GO): nucleus
Molecular function (GO): ubiquitin conjugating enzyme activity
Source: RefSeq, a predicted model, not a curated record